Messenger RNA from Paramuricea clavata, 2048 nucleotides. Lineage: Eukaryota; Metazoa; Cnidaria; Anthozoa; Malacalcyonacea; Plexauridae. The record is from the annotation of a GenBank genome assembly.
AUGUUUGUUUAUUAUUUAGAGAGCUCAAAAGGGUGGAAAUGGGAAAAGAGUUCGAUAGUUCAUCGUGAAAAGUUGAUUAAGUUGCAAGAUUAUGGAAAAAAACAUCCGAAAGAGAUCAAGGAGGUUAACGGAGUCCGCUUUUGCUGCUCGAAUAAGUUUUUAAUUGGUAGAGGAGGCGACGGUACUAGAGUUUAUGUUGGAUUGGGAAAAGACGGAUACGAAAGGGCUGUAAAACGUUUUCCCAGUGAUGCGUGCGCUUGCGUAGCUGAACAGGAAAAGAGAGUUUUGAACGAACUUAACGCAACCCAGUCAAACCAUGUCGUACGUUAUUGGUUUUUAGACGACGAGAACGACAACGAAUGGUUAUUUUUAAUCUUGGAUUUAUGCGAGGAAACAUUGAUAAACUAUGUUAAUCGUAGCAGUUUGGAGGAUCUGGGAAAAAAUGUACAGACUAUCAUUCAGCAAGUCUUAAAAGGUUUGGCUGAUCUUCAUCGCAAUCCAAAACCCGUUUUGCAUCGUGAUUUGAAACCAUCUAAUAUCUUGCGAGAUGUUCGCGGUAACUGGUUGCUAGCAGACUUCGGAAUCAGUCGAAUCUUGACGACCGGUGACAGUAGCCAUCUAAGCGAGCAGAGGGGGACGGAAGAUUGGAGAGCUGUUGAGUCAUAUCCACGAAAUGGUAUGCCAGACGACGGCGUAGUACGUUACAAGAAAGAGUCUGAUAUUCAGGUAAGGUUUUGUUGGUGAUGAACAUAUAAGUAAAAGUAUAUAAAUAUAGUUUUUAUAUUACUUUCAAAACAACGGAUAUUGUGAGCGUAUACGUAGAAAUAAAAGAUAUAGAAUGUGUAAUUGAUCGUCAAGUAUUUCCCCUUUUUUCGCAAUGAGUGUGCAUAUAAAUUCGAGUAGGAAUGUAUAAGUUGCUAGACGUAUAGACUUUUCUGAUAAUUUUGCUAUGUCUCAAUGGUCUUCUUUUCGUGUUUCCUUGUCUUGUCUUCAUGCCACCCAUGUCGGGUGGCAUGAAGGUUAUAUCUCAAUUCUUCGAGCACGAAUGUUUCCCUUUGAUCUUGGUCCACUAACAAAUAUACUCUGGAACGUACUGUACAUGAAACAUGACCGAAUUCCCAAAUAAAAUGGGGUCAUUGGGGAAAGAGUACUAUGAACAGUCCAGGCUAUUCUGUACGCUAAUAUGCCGGGCAAACAAGCAAUUUCUCAAAUAUAAAAGCCAAAUUUUAACCGAAAUGAUUAUUCUUUUUUAAAAUUAUAUUAAUUUUCCUCAAUCAAGCAUUUUUUAAACUAGCUUGCAUGUUUACAUAGUAUUCACAACCUUUGAAACGUCAUUAUUUUUCUGACUGUAAUUCAAGGGUAAACACGGAAUGUACGUUCCUCCUAUCCCUAAGGAUGAUUCUUUUAUGACUAUAAUUUGGCUCUGUCAUACAUAGGUAGCCGGUAUCGUGGCAUUCUACGUUGUGACGAAAGGUGAACAUCCAUUUGGAAAAAAACGAUAUCGACUUGGCAACUUACUUGAUGGUAACCCAGUUGGCUUGAGCAUCCUGAAAGAUCUUGUCUUAAAAGAUUUAUUAUCCUGGAUGCUGAGCCACGAUCCCGACGAGAGACCAUCGGCUCAAGAAGCGCUGAAACACCCUUAUUUUCAGCCAGAAAAGAAGCAAUUUGAAAUGUUGUGCAAAGUGGGAAACCAGCCUGAGAUCAAGACAGGGAAUGUCAAAUCAGAAGUCGUUCGAAAGUUGAACUGCAAUCCCAAAGAUUGGAGAUCUCUGGCGAAUCCCGAUGUCCUGAAGUAUUUAUCCACGGAUUCAAGGAAGGGGAAAACAUUUCAUUAUAAGCCAUCGUGGACGGAUUGUUUACGACUGAUGCGAAAUGUCAAACAACACUGGCAUGAUCGUCUGAGGCCACGACCUGAAAUAUUCUAUUUAGUUGGUGAUCCCCAAGAAUACUUCCUUGCCCUCCUCCCCAACCUUCCUGUCCAGAUACACAGAAUUGUCAGGUUGUGCGAUUGGAAAGAACGACCUGACCUUAGGGAGUACUUCAUAUAA